GGUCAGCCUGUGUCCACGAUGAACGCCUCGUGCUUCCUGCCCUCUGCUCAGCCGGGGCAGCCUAACAGCUCGGAGCUCCCGGACGCCCCCUCCUCCGGCAACCAGAGCGGCCGCGGGUACUGCGAGCAGGUGUUCAUCCAGCCAGGGGUGUUCCUGGCUCUGGGCAGCGUCAGCCUGCUGGAGAACGUCCUGGUGAUCCUGGCGGUGGCCCGCAACAGCAACCUGCACUCGCCCAUGUACUUCUUCCUCUGCAGCCUGGCCGCGGCCGACAUGCUGGUGAGCGUGUCCAACGCCCUGGAGACCAUCAUGAUCGCCGUGGUCAACAGCGGCUCGCUGGCCCUGGAGGACCGCUUCGUGCAGCACAUGGACAACAUCUUCGACUCCAUGAUCUGCAUCUCGCUGGUGGCCUCCAUCUGCAACCUCCUGGCCAUCGCGGUGGACCGGUACGUCACCAUCUUCUACGCGCUGCGCUACCACAGCAUCGUGACGGUGCGCCGGGCGCGCGCCCUGAUCGUGGCCGUCUGGCUGUGCUGCGGCGUCUGCGGCGUCGUGUUCAUCGUCUACUCGGAGAGCAAGAUGGUCAUCGUGUGCCUCGUCACCCUGUUCUUCGCCAUGCUGCUGCUCAUGGGCACCCUCUACGUGCACAUGUGCCUCUUCGCGCGGCUGCACGUGCGGCGCAUCGCCGCGCUGCCCCCCGCCGUCGGGGCGGCCCCGCCGCAGCGCUCGAGCCUCAAGGGCGCCGUCACCAUCACCAUCCUGCUGGGCGUCUUCGUCAUCUGCUGGGCCCCCUUCUUCCUCCACCUCGUGCUCAUCAUCACCUGCCCCACCAACCCCUCCUGCGUCUGCUACGCUGCGCACUUCAACACCUACCUGGUGCUUAUCAUGUGCAACUCCGUCAUCGACCCGCUCAUCUACGCCUUCCGCAGCCCCGAGCUGAGGAGCACCUUCCGCGAGAUCCUGUGCUGCUGCCCCGGCGUGAGCCUGGGCUAG
Myotis lucifugus (little brown bat) is the source of this 990-nucleotide messenger RNA. It is a transcript of the gene MC3R, whose product is annotated as melanocortin 3 receptor. Gene Ontology annotation, biological process: G protein-coupled receptor signaling pathway. Gene Ontology annotation, cellular component: membrane. The record is from RefSeq and is a predicted model, not a curated record. Lineage: Eukaryota; Metazoa; Chordata; Mammalia; Chiroptera; Vespertilionidae. Bases 19 to 990 code for a protein of 323 amino acids. The transcript has a single exon. Gene Ontology annotation, molecular function: peptide hormone binding; melanocyte-stimulating hormone receptor activity.